UAAAAGCACAGGCUUUUUUUUUUUUUUGACAGCUGGCCGGGAUCCAGAGUGCUCUCAGCUGAAAAAAUAACCAGAGCACCUCCGGAGUAAGCUGCAAACUCCCUUGCUCCACCCCUGCCCACUGAGCUGGCUUGCAGUGGCUGCUUGCCCGGAGAAAAGCGGAGGGACGCUCUGUCUCUGCAUUGCUGAGCUGCCAGGAAAGUGGUGUGUGUGUGUGUGUGUUUUGUGUGUGUGCCUGUCUGACUCAGCAACUGAAAGCGCCAUUACUGGGGUUGGAACAGGCAAAUGCCCCAGGGCUCGGUUUGGUGAGUGGGCAUCGUCCAGCGCCUCUUGGAAAUUCCUGACCUCCAGGAAAUUGUGGUUUCUUUCCGGAGUUGGAGGAAAGCCAAGGGCAGCUGUCGACACAGGAUCUUGAAGCUGAACCUGUCCGAUGCCAGGGGAUCCCCGUUCCCCCAACAUUCCUGCAUCGUUGAAGGGCAAUUGCAUGACCUUUUCCUGCCCGUCCUAAAUUUCAGCCGGGUUAACCCUCUUGGAUUCUCCUUCCUUUCUUCCUUAGCUUUUGCCUUUUUUUCCUCCCCAUCCCAUCCCGUCCUCUUGGCUCCGAGCGAAAGAAGACCAUGGCCGACAGCCAGAUGCCUUUCUCCUGCCAUUUCCCCAGCCGGCACCGAAGCCUUCGGGACCCUUUCCGGGAAUCCAGCCUCUCCUCUCGACUCUUGGACGAGGACUUUGGGAUGUCGCCCUUUUCCGGCGAACUGACGGCCAACUGGCCGGAUUGGGCCCGCUCCCGGUUGAGCAGUGCCUGGCCCAGCCCGCUCCGAGCGGGCAUGACCCGUACCCCUGGCCUCUCCCCGCCAGGCUAUGGGGCCAGAUUUGGGGGUUACACAGAAGGAGGACCCUUUGGCGGGAGCCCACCCCCCUUCUCUGGGGAGCCCUGGAAAGUGUGCGUCAACGUGCAGAGCUUCAAAGCCGAGGAGCUGACGGUGAAGACCAAGGACGGCUACGUGGAAGUCUCUGGUAAACAUGAAGAACAACAGGCGGAAGGAGGAAUCGUGUCUAAGAAUUUCACCAAGAAAAUCCAGUAA
Molecule: messenger RNA, 1082 nt
Organism: Pogona vitticeps (central bearded dragon)
Lineage: Eukaryota; Metazoa; Chordata; Lepidosauria; Squamata; Agamidae
Source: RefSeq, a predicted model, not a curated record